Molecule: messenger RNA, 1437 nt
Organism: Aspergillus calidoustus
Lineage: Eukaryota; Fungi; Ascomycota; Eurotiomycetes; Eurotiales; Aspergillaceae
Source: the annotation of a GenBank genome assembly
AUGCCUUCGCUCUUCAAACUCAUCGACGCGAUGUCCAACAUGGUCAUUUCCGUCGUCUACACCAGCCGUCCCGACAGUCGCGAUAGCGAACCAUCCACACCAGUGGAAACAGAGCAAGCCGACAACUACGACAGCACUACCAACAGCGAGGACAAUCGCAAACGCACCAAGUACAACGACAAAGAAUUCGACCAAUAUCCAACAGCCCACCGACUCCCCUACCCACCCACCAAACGACCCACAAUCCCGUACUCAAAGACCCGCGUCCGAGGAUCCAACAGUGAGUAUCUGGCCCCCAGGCGCUUCACGAAGACGCCCCCGUUCACCAAAAACGUCCACUGGUCCAACAUGAUGGAGGUUGACGGGGAGCCACCUAGAUUCACCGCACCCGCACUAAACAGCUACCCAAUCCGCAGACGCCGCAAGGCGAAUUAUGUCUACGGCGCUAAUGGCGGCGAUAGCAACAACAAUGUAAAUAUCCAGGAUACCGAGGCCAAGGUCGAAGACGAGGCAGAUGUCGAGCCCAAUAGCGCCAUGAGCUACGAGGAUCAGCGGUAUCCGGCGGGCUGGUACUCUCGCUCUGGGCCUCGCAAUCGUUCUCCGGCGGGUAGUUACCCCGAGAACCACGGCAGAGACGCAUCCUCACAGUGGCCGACGUCUCCCGCCAAUAGAUCGAGCACGUCCCCGUCGUAUACGCCGCGUUCGAUUCUCAAGCCGCCGACGUCGACGGAUGACGAGAUGCUCCUGCGGAAUACGUGGUCGAUCAUUGCGCGGCAGGAGCAGCAGAUUAACUACAUGUAUGAGUUUCUCUCGGACGUUUUGCUGGUGGGGCACGAUGUGCUCGACUGCAUGUUUGAGACGGGAGAGAUUUCCAUGUGGGAGGAUGCGACGAGGCAUGCGCAGCAGGCAGCGCAGCAGGCGAGGGCGAGGCGUGAUGCGCGAGGGUCUACACGGGGGUCGAGUCCGAUCCCGAGUUCAGCGCGAGCACAGCAGCGGUUUCAGGAUCAAGGUGAAGGUCAGGGUCGUGGUCGCGGUCAGUAUCCAGUUUCCUACCCAGGCCGGAGUCCCACGUUGGGCCCGAAUUCGCGGCCUGCGAUUGAGGAGGAAUUAGAAAGGCGGGAGGAGGAGGAGAAAGAGAGGAGGAGUCCGGGGGCUUACAGCCCGGUGCUCGGUCCUCGAGGACCUCAUUUGAAAUCGUGGUUAGGCUCUCAAUCGGACCCUGAACCUGAAUAUGAGGGUUUCAGAGAGUCGAGCCCGGACCAAGAUGAGCGUGGUUCUUCGAGUCGCUGGCCAGAUUCGCGCCCUGACCCUGGGUAUGGGCGCGAGGGGGCAAUGUCGAGGCAAGAGGAGAGGUCUCCUCCGCCAGGGUUCGACUCUCCUCCUCCAGGAUUCAACGGCCUAGAUACCAUCCGUGAGGAGUCAGGGGAGAGUGAAUAA